UGCGCCAUGGUUGCAAACGCGCCCUCCGCUCUCGGCGAUUGUCCCCCUCUCGACCGCCGUAGUUUUGAAUAAUUAGAGAGGUUAUUGGCAUACUCCUAGUCACGUGACCUCUUAAACGUCUCUGGGCGGGUGCGUGGCCCCGUGUGAGCCCCAGUCCCAAGAUGGCGGCCACCCGCUACCGGCGGUUUCUGAAGCUCUGCGAGGAGUGGCCGGCGGAAGCGACCAAGCGGGGCCGGGACCUGGGCGCCUUCCUGCGGCAGCGGGUGGCCCAGGCCUUCCGGGAGGGGGAGAGCACCCAGGCAUGGGAAGAGGAUUGCAUGCUCCUUGACAAGUCAGCAGGCUGGUUGGCUCAGGGGAAGAGGGCACCUGGCAUUGGCCACUGCUGGAAGAUAGGACACUGGGCUAGAUGGACCUUUGGUCUGACCCAGUCUGGCCACUCUUAUGUUCUUAUCAUCAAACUGCAGGGGGUGAGAAACAAGAGGUGUGUACAGCAUGACCUCCCCCUCCUGCCUUGCUCCCAUUUGGAUCUCCUCACCACCUACCAUCGAUCCGGCUGACUAGCUCCUCCAGUGCUUUGACCUUCUUCUGGAUCCCUGGCUGUGCAAAGGUGUAGUUAUCCUGCAGGAAGACAGUGAGAGUCAAAGGCAGCAGCUACUGUAGUGAAAGCAUCCUGGGGCUUGGAACUAAGAGACCUGCUCUCCUUCUGCCUGCUCUUGGGAUCACUCAGAUCAGCUGUCACACUUUUGCUAAGAGUCCCUGGAUGUGAACUGUCCAGGAGACAGUGAGUUUGGGGUGGUGAGAUCCUCUGCUCUUGAAUUCAUUUCCCUGUUGGGGAAGCUUGCUGCCAGACUAGGCCCAGUGUAAGCCAGAAUCCCUGGAAAACAUGAGCAUUAGGGUUUUGCUUAGUGAGCAGGGCAGACUAGUAGUUAGAUAUACAGACUGAGAAUCAGGAGACCUGAGAUGAAAUCCUGACCCUACUGGGCCUCGUGCUGUAGACUUCCAUAGGACCAGGCUUUCCCGCCUGGAUUCUAUUCCCAACUCAUGCGGUGACUUUGGGUGAGUCCCUCAACCCCUCUGUGCCUCAGUUUCCCUAUCUGUAAAGCAGGGGCAAUUUUGUAAGGUGCUUUGAGAUCCCUCAACUGGUGCUAAGUGGUAAUUACUCUAUUUUAAGUGGAAGGUGUUCGACUUUGAUGUGUCUCAUUGUGUGUUUUGUUUCUUGCUACAUACAGGGGGCUCAGAUCACAAGAGAGCACACUUGAGAAAUCUCAAAAUAAGUUAAUUUGUGUCAGGCUGCAAGGAAAGCAAUCUUGAGCUUACAGAGCAAAAUUCCUUUUUAAUGGGGACAUAAAUAGGCAGAGAAAGAGAGAGUACUUAAUUCUCACUUUGUUAGGAAGGCCGAUCCUGAUAAAAGAGGGGAGUGUUUUUAAUAAAGGAGACAGAGGACAUCUGUUACUGCCACUUGUAAGUCCAUGUGUCUUUCUGGGACCCUGAUCAAGGAGGUCCGCAGGCCUCUGUGGGACCACAAGCCAAGGAGGGAGGGGUAGAAGUCUGCAGCUCUACGGGGCAAUGAGAGGCAGAGACGUGAGGAACCGCACACGUCUGGGGAACAAGAUGCAGCAUGUUUACUGGGGGACAAGAGGCAUGAGAGAUCGGAGAGCAUACUCAUGGGGACAGUUCCCAUCAGAGAGGAGGGGUGUUGGAUGUGGGAGUUGGCGUGUGGGGAAGUAGGAUAGCAGCCAACCGUUGAACAAGCCGUUUCAGAAGCCAGGCUAGAAGGGGGUCAAGAAUAAACUCAGCACAACAGCCCUGUGAGGAACAAGAGGGGACUAGACACAGAUUAGUGACUUGGACAAGGCUACUGAGUAGUCAGUAGCUGAGCCAGGAUUAGAACUCGGAAGUUCCUGGCUUUGAGUCCCCAGCCUCUAAAACUAGGCAGGAUUCAGCCUGUAACCAGAGGGGUUAGGUACAGGGAGAUCACUAGGAAUGUCACUCAAGUUGGGGGUGUGGCCUGAAGGUGGAACAGAUGGCGGACACUGGGACUGCUAUCUAAGAGAGAGGGGGGAGCAGAGAGAAAUCUGCUCGGGCCCAUUUCCCGCUGCACUUACCUGUAUGCCAUCCAGUAGUUUGCUCAUACACCAGAAGCUGUCGGCUUCGAUGCUCCGCAACACAUCCUGAGACAGGGUCGUCACGUCAAAGUUCUCCACAUCCUCUUCUAUAAAACAAAACGGGGAGAGAAUCCAGAGGACGUGUCUCCAAGGGUGUGGUGAGAGGAGGAGAGAGGCCACGUGAGCACCUAGUAUCUUAGUCAGGAUCCUAUAAUGUGGAGGGAUGCCGGGCUGAGUUCCCCAUAGUGCCACCAUCCUUGCUGCAAACACAUUUCUGUGUCCCUGCUUUGAGUCACUCUUCUGCAGCUGGGAUCAAGGGGGAAAGGGGUGGGUAGAACUGGUUCAUGGCAGCUCUGGCUUCUAGAACAAGAUCUGUAACAAAACUGUAUAGCACAGCGAAAAAUCAGCCUGGGAAAUCUGGAAAGCCCAGUCCCCCAGCACACGGAACACCAUGCUGCCUUGGGAUCACCUGUAACACAAUUAUUCUUUGCAGGGCGGUAGUGCCUAUAAGCCCCAAGCACAGAUCAAGACCCCGUUGUGCCAAGCGCUGCACAAACAGCGCUUGCAAUUUAACAGUGCUUGUUUAACACCUUGACAGGGCAGCUCCGCCCAGAGCUGCAGUCCUGUUCUGUAGAUAAGCCAGUACAGACGCUCCAAUGGCUGUGGGCUUCCUCACCAGCUCUGGUGCUACUGGCUAGAACUGUGUAUCCAAUCAUCUAGCAGGCUGCUAGGUGGGUAGCAGAGGCCUACAAUGCACAACUUACCACCCCCAGGCACCACAUCACGGUCACCACAACCAGUGAGUCACUUCCUUGCUUACAAGUAGGCUUGGCAGAAUUCGAUUUUUAUUUUUGAGAAAACUGAGGUUUAUUUGUAAGCAUUUUCAUCAUAAACUGUCACCGCUGUGGGAAAUUGGGGGGUGGGGGGUGGUGCCAAACAAUAAUUAUUUAAUGACAAUAGGCAUUGAGAUUCCAAAAGUGAAAGCUUUAUAACCAUUAAAACCUGAAGCAUCAGCAUCACAUGUCAGAAUAUACAAAAUAAAUAUCCUUAAAUCAACAAAUCACAUGUGUUUUGACUAUCAGAGGGGUAGCUCAUUUCCUAGCCCAUUUGGAACAAGCCUAAUUCCAAAGCCUAAUUCCCUGGAUUUUUGACUCUUAAGUUCUCAAGCCCCUUGCCUAGUUGUACAUUUUGAUUAUUAUUAAUGGAAAUAUUUUUUGUGGGUUUGUGUGCACUGAAAUUGACGUUUCUCGAUAUUUACUAAUAAAAACCUGA
Mauremys reevesii (Reeves's turtle) is the source of this 3377-nucleotide messenger RNA. RefSeq names its product ubiquinol-cytochrome-c reductase complex assembly factor 2-like. NCBI's taxonomy places the organism in Eukaryota, Metazoa, Chordata, Testudines, Geoemydidae. The coding region runs from base 162 to 557 and encodes 131 amino acids. The transcript has 3 exons. The record is from RefSeq and is a predicted model, not a curated record. Gene Ontology annotation, biological process: mitochondrial respiratory chain complex III assembly. Gene Ontology annotation, cellular component: mitochondrial matrix.